AUGAAGGAGCACGGCGGUACUGCACACAAGGUCGCGUCUGUCUUACUCCGAUUCUUGGAGCUGUCCAGCGCGGUGAUUGUCCUCGGCCUCCUUUCCCGGUUCGCCUACAACCUCAGCAUUGCCGGGGUCCAUAUGGAUGGAAGGCUUGUCUACACCAUGGUUGUCGCGUCGAUCGGUAUUGUGUAUUCCAUUUUCCUCUGUCCACCAUUCGACAUUCUUUUCUUGAGCUUCCCCUUCGACUUUAUCCUCUUCAUCAUGUGGCUCGUUGCAUAUUGCUUGCUCCAAACGAAAACCAGAAGCCACUCCUGCUCAGCAUCCUGGUAUUAUAAUUACUGGGGUUAUUACUGGGGUCACUUCUGGACCGUUGGUCCCGUCGGCAGAGUCAACAUCCACAGUGUCGGAUGUGGUCAAUGGCGAACCGUUCUGGCCUUCUCGUUCAUCGCCUGGGUCCUUCACUUAAUCAGUGCUGUUCUGGGUGUGUACGUAUUCCAGAACUAUGUCCGAGUCAAGGACGCGAUGCACUCUGCGAAGCAGCAGAUGCGAAAAAUGUCCCACAGUCACCCUUCGGAUUGGGCUGGCAGGGACUCUGCAAACAUGGAACCCGUUCGAACCGAUCCCGAAGUCACGCAGCCAACCUCGACUGUAUAA
Ilyonectria robusta is the source of this 648-nucleotide messenger RNA. RefSeq lists its product as uncharacterized. The coding region runs from base 1 to 648 and encodes 215 amino acids. Gene Ontology annotation, cellular component: membrane. The record is from RefSeq and is a predicted model, not a curated record. The transcript has 4 exons. Lineage: Eukaryota; Fungi; Ascomycota; Sordariomycetes; Hypocreales; Nectriaceae.